Molecule: messenger RNA, 507 nt
Organism: Lactuca sativa (garden lettuce)
Lineage: Eukaryota; Viridiplantae; Streptophyta; Magnoliopsida; Asterales; Asteraceae
Source: RefSeq, a predicted model, not a curated record
AUGGCAGACAGGUUUCUUGGAAAAUUGGUAUACAUUGAUGAGUAUAACAAUGUUUGCAGUCAACUCAAUGUGCCUAAGUCUGAAACAGGGAACAUUUUGUCAGAGAUAAUCAAGUCUAAGUUCAAUCAUUUUAUAACAAACAAGAUUCAAGUUGAUCAGAGUGACACCAAUGUCGUAAAUAUGCCUGUUGCAUUGAAUGAGGCAAAUAACAAUGAAGGAACCAAAACAACCCACACAGAACCUUUAUACACUCAAGAAACACCAACUACUCCUACAGUGAAUCCACCUGUAGACAUAUACCUAAAAAGCAGACAACAAAAUGAAGAGUUAGAUGAACUAAGUGCAAGUGUAGAAAGGAUCGGAUUUGUUGGGCUCACCAUACAUGACGAACUCCUUUCACAGGAGAAAAUUAUAGAGGAUUUGGGUUCAGAAAUGGAAAGUACAUCUAAUCGUCUUAAUUUUGUUCAGGUGAUAGAUGGGACAAGAAUGGACCUCACCUAUAAAUAA